Messenger RNA from Sorghum bicolor (sorghum), 2490 nucleotides. RefSeq lists its product as uncharacterized. Gene Ontology annotation, cellular component: cytoplasm. Gene Ontology annotation, biological process: mRNA destabilization. NCBI's taxonomy places the organism in Eukaryota, Viridiplantae, Streptophyta, Magnoliopsida, Poales, Poaceae. Gene Ontology annotation, molecular function: mRNA binding. The coding region runs from base 143 to 2083 and encodes 646 amino acids. The transcript is spliced from 8 exons. The record is from RefSeq and is a predicted model, not a curated record.
GUCCGCCUCAUCUUCUCCCUCCCAGACUCCAGCCGCCGUGAGCCCGCGCUCUCUCCCCCUCUGUCUGCGCCGACUGCCUGUGCCACCGCCGCCGAUCUCUUCGCCGGCGAAGACCGCCCACCAGGCUCCGGCCAAGGGCGUGAUGGCGGCUGUGGGGAGCUUGCAGCCGGGGAUGGAGGCUCUACACGUGCAGGGGGACUACAAGGACGCGCCUCCUCCGGCCAAGGCCUCCGUGGUGGCUGCCGCGGUAGAGAGCCUCCAGCCGGCGAUGGAGAGCCUACAUGUGCAGGAUUUCAAGGACGCGGCGGCGGCUCCGGCCAAGGGCGCCACCGCCGUGGGGAGCUUGCAGCCUGGGGCCGAGAACUUGCAGGCGCAGGAUUACAAGGACGCUAGCAUGUACUAUGGUGCUUACCCGGCUUAUGCCUAUGGAGCCUAUGGUGGCUGGGGGGAGUACUCCACAUACCUGGCUGAUGGAGCACAGUCACCAACUGCUGGUACCUAUGCUGAUAUGUACUAUGGCUAUGCUCCCUAUGGUGUUGCAACCUUGGGGUCUGAUGGUCAGAUUUAUGGGUCUCAGAGUUACGAUUACCAGUACCCAUCAACAUAUAACAAGCAACAGAAUUCUACUGCCAAGCUGUCGACCAAUGGUAAAAGUGAGAAAUUGGCUCCGGCGCCGCAAGGGGAUGUCUCCACUGUUGGUGUCGAUGAGGUGAAAGGUCUGAAAAAUUCAAACUCGACCUUGAAGGCAGACAAGAAUACGCCAAGUUCCAAUGGUUCAUAUGGCCGAUCCAGUGCGCGUUCUGGCAGCUAUCAGAACCAGACUAGUUGGCCGCACUAUCCAUACUAUAGCAGUGAGAUGUUCUCUGACAAGCAGCAAAAGUUUACCAGCAAUCGCAAUUCGACUGCUCUCAAUGCUAAAACCAAGGGGCAGUCCAGGAAUCAAAACACGAGACAGUAUCCUCAUCUCAUGGGUCUGCAAACACCAACUUCCCCAUCAGUUUAUUCAGCUAAUGGAAUAUAUGGGUAUGAUGGGAGCUAUGGAGCUGGCCUUUGGUAUGGAUCGCACAUGUAUAGUUCUGGGUUAUAUGGUGGGUGGAAUUCACUGUAUGAUGGAAAGUACAGAACCAGAGGAAGAGGUAAUAAUGGAUAUUAUGUUUAUGGCAAUGGAAACCUAGAUGGCUUCAAUGAGCUGAAAAGAGGGCCAAGAAGUGGUAUGUACAAAAACCAGCUGGGGCUUGGAGCUACUACUGAAGUACCAGCAAAAGAGCAGGACCUUUCGGUUGAUGAUGGAUCCCAUCCUGCGAUGAAGGAUCAGUAUAAUCAGGCUGACUUUGCGGAAACAUACUCAGAUGCAAAAUUCUUCAUUAUUAAAUCAUACAGUGAAGAUGAUGUUCACAAGAGUGUUAAGUACAAUGUGUGGGCUAGCACUCCCAAUGGCAAUAAGAAACUUGAUGCUGCCUACCAAGAGGCUAAAGAGAAAUCAAGCGAAACUCCUGUUUUCCUUCUUUUCUCUGUGAAUGCAAGUGGCCAGUUUGUUGGCCUUGCUGAGAUGGUUGGUCGUGUUGAUUUUGACAAAACAGUAGAGCAUUGGCAACAGGACAAAUGGACUGGUUGUUUCCCUGUCAAGUGGCACAUUGUGAAGGAUGUUCCAAACAGCUUGCUGAAGCACAUCAUUCUUGAGAACAAUGAAAACAAGCCAGUGACAAACAGCAGAGAUACACAUGAGGUGAAGUUUGAGCAGGGCCUUCAAGUGCUCAAGAUUUUCAAGGAUCAUGUCUGCAAGACAUCCAUACUGGAUGACUUUGGCUUUUAUGAUAAUCGUGAGAAGUUGAUGCAAGAGAGGAAAGCAAAGCAGCAGCAGUCACUGAAAAAGGUCAUCGAUGUGAAGCUGCCUAACUCUACUGACACAGAGAAAAGUCUCAAAGGAGAGACUGGAUCAACAGAACUCACUGAGGCUGAUGUCUUGAACAAAGAGCUUUCAUUAGACAAAGCAGGAGAGAAAAAUGGCGAGAAAGGAAAUGAUGUCGCUCCACAGGACCUGAAAUCACCAACUGAGAAGUUGGCAGGUCCAAAUGGCUGUUGAUUUUUUAUUUUUUUGUUAGCCAUUGACAGUGGUGUGGGGGUGGAACCUAAGGCUGUGUGGGUUGUUUGAGGAAAUUCUGAGAUCCCAUUAAGCGUGUUUCUUGUCCCUGUUUCCUAUAGUUCAUAGGAGCUAGAGGAUAGCUAGUUGGUUGUGUUUGGUGAUAGGUAUGGUCUGUUCUGGCGUGUCAGGAAUUUAGGAAUAGAAGGAUGAUUAACUGGGUUUUCCAAUGAUGGAUGGAUCAUCGGUUUGAGGGUGUAUUUUCAUUUAUCUGCCUCUUUUUUCUCUCUGAAUUCUAGUUCGUCCCUCUCUAUAUUCUGGUGUAGUGCUUAUUUAAUGUUGGCUGGUUUAAGAACCUGAAAUGAACAUGGGAAUUCAAUCAAGCAUUUACAAACUUCUUUUCCUUGGUA